AUGGUGUACGGGGAGAAAGGACAGGUCCUCAAGUCCAAGGAGCGCAAAGUCUUCCUCCGUAAUGACACCCUCAUCUGUGCAAACAUCAGUGUCAAGUGAGUCAGCACUACCAGGAUGCGACCAUAGAAAUAGAUUCUCUAUGGAUGAGGCAUACUGUCAAAUGUCAUGUUGAAUGAAUGUCAGCCACACUGUAUAUUAAUGUGGACCAACGCUCUUUUUCUCCAUCCUCUCCAACACGACUACUAAAGAUUUGAGAGUAACAGCAUUGAUAAUGUCAUUAAAGAAGAAAGGUAAAGUUUCCCCAAGUUUGACCUAACUUCACAUCUUAAAAACUUUGAUCAGUGAACCUCACAAAUUAUUCAUUGCACCCUACUUGAUUCAGCUCAUGCCUCAUGCCAACUUUGCCCUUAACGUGUGAAAGGGUUCGCAAUGCUUCACAAUGCUUCCCAUGCAGGAUUAUGGGGGAAUAUAUGAAUAGUAAUGUGCCCCAAAAAUCAGUAGGGGGUCCGCUGUUUGGAGAGAAAUUCAACUGAUCAGAAGGACUGUAAUUACAAUAUGUAUUAGAAUAAGGCUGUAAUGUAACAAAAUGUGGAAAAGUCAAGGGGUCUGAAAAUAUGCAGUACCAGUCAAAAGUUUGGACAUAUCUACUCAUUCAAGGGUGUUUCUUAAUUUUUUUACUAUUUUCUACAUUGUAGAAUAAUAGUGAAAACAUCAAAACUAUGAAAUAACACAUAUGGAAUCAUGUAGUAACAAAAAAAGUGUUAAACAAAUCAAAAUAUAUUUAAUAUUUUAGAUCCUUCAAAGUAGCCACCCUUUGCCUUGAUGACAGCUUUCCACACUCUUGGCAUUCUCUCAACCAGCAUCAUGAGGUAGUCACCUGGAAUGCAUUUGUGGAAUUUCUUUCCUUCUUAAUGUGUUUGAGCCAAUCAGUUGUGUUGUAACAAGGUAGGGGUGGUAUACAGAAGAUAGCCCUAUUUGGUAAAAGACCAAGUCCAUAUUAUGACAAGAACAUGCUCAAAUAAGCAAAGAGAAAUGAGUCCAUCAUUACUUCCUGAUGAGGAUUUUUAUUAAUCUAAUCAAUUUUAGAAUAAGUCUCUAACGUAACAAAUUGUGGAUUUUUUUUUUACACACAGACUCCAUUUCAACAUCUAUUUUGGUUUACAUUUGGUUGAGUUGUCAACUAACAUGAAUUUUGGAUUUAGGUUCAAAGUUGGGUGAAAAAAAAAUACGAAAUUCCCUUACAUUGAGGACUUUUAAAAAAUCCAAUCAGUUUUCCAUGUUGGAAACAACAAUGUUUCAACCUGUUUUUGCCCAGUGGGUUGAUUGUAAUUCAACACUGUUGAGUUGAGUUAAUCUAUAUUAUCAUUGGUAUGAUGAUAUGCAACCUUGGUCUUACCUACUCAUAUUCCCCGGCGCAAAAAAAACAGCACUAUAACCUCAGCAUUACUGAGUAAAAGGCAGGUAUGUUGAGAUGAAAGGUAUAAUGUGCUCUUCCUGUACUACACUGUUAUUAUGCCAUGUUAACACACAACCUUAGUUUGCCUUGCAGGGCUAAAGAAACAAAGGAUGUUGAAGAGGAUAUCAAAUAUGCACUGCUCCGUGAAUGUGCAAAAACAAACUCAUUAUAAUAGAAUAAUGCAGUUAAGAUGAAAGGAAACCUUCUGUAAAGCGAAAGUAAGCCUGUGUGUUUGUGUGUGUGUCUGCCCUCAUGCGUCCAUGCGUCCUGUAGAGGAGAUGGGAUACUAACGUUAUUCUCUCUCAUUCUUUGAGCAAAGUGAAAUCACCGGAAGACCCACAAAAUGAAUGACAUGGCUUGUUUCAAUCUGGAGUCAUGUCAUCUGUCAGAUCUAGUGAUAAUCUGUGUUCCCCCCCUUUCAACAUACACACUUCCGAUACCGUUUCAACACACUCUCUUUCAGCUUGCCCUCUUUCACAGUCUCUGUGUCUUGGGAUAGAGGAGAGAUCAAAGGGUAAGCACCUUAUUUCUGUUGACUCGGCUGAGGCCAUUGAGUCCUGAAGAUAAUCCAUAAAGCGAGGCAAAUGCUGGAUGGUAUUCAAAGUAAUCUUUCCAAAUUGAGAUUGAAAGACUCAUGGCCCAUGUCCCACAAAUAUUCCUGCAUACAUUACAAGUAAACAGUAAAUCACAUACCAGCUUGCAUCCAAAAUGUCACCAUAUUCCCUUAUAGUGUACUACUUUUGAUCCGAGCCCUAAGCGGGCUCUGGUCAAAUGAAAUGCACUAUAUUGGGAAUAAGAUGCCAUUUUGGACGCAACUCAGUGUUCUUUUCUGGAAGGCGAUCCCUACUCCCUCCUCUCCCUCCUCUCCUCCGACCUCCUACAUACUGUGCACCACUAUUCCCUUCAUCUAAACUAUUUGAAAUUCAGAUGCCUCCAUCUCUGAAAGGAGAGAUUGUGUGUGAUGGAUGGCAUUUUAAAACUCAAAGGAAAAUAUACAUUUACACCAUUUGUAUGGAAAUGCAGCAGCAGUGGCAGAGGCCAGUUACCUUGAGACUGUGCACCACUGCAGGAGAUGAUGGACUGGGCCCUGUGUUUGAUCUAGACCUACACAAUGUUCCAAUUUGCAUCCAUAUGUAGCUUAGUAGUGUGACAAAAUGUGUUGUAUGGCUUCAUUCUGACUGAUAUCCAGAGAGUGUGUGAGUGUGUGUAAUCAUACUGCAGCUCAACCUCACUAUGUCUGUUUUGUUAUCCCUGUUCCUCAUUAGUCUUUAUCUGCAAAUAUAAAUGCAUGUUUCGAUUCAAGUAUUCAACAAAACAAUCUACUACACAGAGUGUAGGGUUGUCCCACGAAAUGAGUCCCUUUUGCAACCCUUUGAUAGAAAUUGUGCAGCAAUAUAGGAUUUUUUAAAAGCCUGUUAUAUUAAAUGAAGUGCCCUUUAAUAUAGGCCAAAUGGAAAAUUAAAUAAAUCUGCCAAAAUUCUACAUUUUGACAUGUCCCUUUGUGCAAUCUCUGUGACUUCUCGGAAGACUUUAACCUACGUAGUCCUUUCCUGCAGUCAAAUGACCUACUGGCCUCAUGGGUGGAAUGUUAUUAAUAUUUUUCAUGAUUAACAUUUAUUAAUUUUUUACUCCGAAAAUCGGGUGUUUCUAUGUCAAACAGUUCUGUUAUAUUUCAGUCUUCUGUGAUGAAUAUAAAGUGUAAUAUUGGGAUGCAAACUCAACAUUUAAUUCAUUUCAACUCUAUAUCUGACAUGGUAAAGGUGUCUUAUUUUUUUAAAGCCCAUAACCAUGUGUGUGAGGUGUAUAGUUUUGUUUCAAAGUAGAUUUGUUCAAGACUACCAAGAAACACUCUGUGUGACCCUGAUUUAGCCCACUGCAGUAGAAGGUUAACCUCAACAUCAAGUUUUCACCAUUAUUUUGAGAUUGAAAGACUGAUGGCCCAACGUCAACAGUGAAGAGGCGACUCCGGGAUGCUGACCUUCUAGGCAGAGUUGCAAAGAAAAAGUAAUAUCUCAGACUGCACAUCUUAAUCUUUUCUUUUUAUUGGCCACUAUGAGAUAUGGCUUUUUCUUUGUAACUCUGCCUAGAAGGUCAGCAUCCCGGAAUCGCCUCUUCACUGUUGACGUUGAGACUGGUGUUUUGCGGGUACUAUUUAAUGAAGCUGCCAGUUGAGGACCUGUGAGGCGUCAGUUUCUCAAACUAGACACUCUAAUGUAUUUGUCCUCUUGCUCAGUUGUGCACCGGGACCUCCCACUCCUCUUUCUAUUCUGGUUAGAGCCAGUUUGCGCUGUUCUGUGAAGGGAGUAGUACACAGCGUUGUACGAGAUCUUCAGUUUCUUGGCAAUUUCUCGCAUGGAAUAGCCUUCAUUUCUCAGAACAAGAAUAGACUGACGAGUUUCAGAAGAAAGUUCUUUGUUUCCUGCCAUUUUGAGCCUGUAAUCGAACACACAAUUGCUGAUGCUACAGAUACUCAACUAGUUGUCACGCCCUGGCUCUAGGGACUCUUUUAUGUUGAGCCAGUGUGUGUAGAGUCUAUGUUUUGUGUUAUAUGUUUCAGUUUCUAGUUAAUGUGUUUCUAUGUUGGCCGGGGUGGUUCUCAAUCAGAGGCAACGUGAAUCAGCUGUUGCUUGUUGUCUCUGAUUGGGAACGAUACUUAGGCAGCCGUUUGGGCAGUUGUGUUUGUGGGAUCUUGUUCCGUGUUGGUUUGUGUAUUUGACCGUGGAUUUCACGUAUCGUUUUGUUGUUUUUGUUCGUGUGGUGAAUAUAAAUAAAGUAUGUUCGCAUUCCACGCUGCGCCUUGGUCCGCUCCUUUUGACGAUCGUGACAGAAGAUCCCACCAUAACAGGACCAAGCAGCGUGUCCAGGAGCAGACAGCCUGGACUUGGGAGGAGAUAUUGUACGGGAAAGGGUCCUGGACUUGGGAGGAGAUCCAGGCCGGUAUGGAUCGCCGUCCGUGGGAGGAGACGGUGGAGGCGCGCCGUAGAGAGGAGCAGCGGCGCCAACCGGGCCGACGUCGGACACGCAAGAGGCAACCCCAAGAAAUGUUUAGGGGGGGGCACACGGCAUGGACGACGGGGCUGCUGGAGGCAGCUACAGGGCGAGUUUGGGGAUUAGGAGAGGAGGCCACCGGGUUUGGGGGGCCGGAAGGGAGGUUGGCGGAGCCUAGAGGUAGAGCAGAGCCAACUCCCCGUACUCAGGCUAGGCAGCGUGAGAGUGGGCAGGUUCCGAGAUAUGCGGAGCUGCGUACUGUGCCGCGAGUGGUCGGGCACAGUCUGGUACGUCCUGUGCGAGCACUACGCACGUGUCGUGCUAAGGUGGGCAUGCAGCCAGGACGGAGUGUGCCGGCUCAACGCUCGUGGCCUCCAGUGCCCCUCCUCGGUCCCGGAUAUCCUGCGCCAGUGUCACGUGCUGUUGUGCCAGUACGUGUACACAGCCCUGUACGUCCUGUGCUGAUGCCUCACACAGUGUGUUAAGAUAGGCAUUCAGCCAGGACGGGUUGUGUCAGCUCUUCGCUCCAGACCUCCAGUCCGUCUCCACAGCCCGGUCCGGCCUGUUCCUGCCCCUCGCACCAAGCCAAUGGUGCGCGUCGCCAGCCCGGCCCGGCCUGUUCCUGCUCCCCGCACCAAGCCAAUGGUGCGCGUUGCCUGCCCGGCCCAGCCUGUUCCUGCCCCUCGCACCAAGCCUAUGGUGCGCGUCGCCAGCCCGGUCCGGCCUGUUCCUGCCCCCCGCACCAAGCCUAUGGUGCGCGUCGCCAGCCCGGUCCGGCCUUCCUGCUCCCCGCACCAAGCCAGUGGUGCGCGUCGUCAGCCCGGCCCGGCCCGUUCCUACUCUCCCGCACCAAGCCAGUGGUGCACUUCGUCAGCCCGGCCCGGCCCGUUCCUGCUCCCCGCCUCAAGCCUGUGGUGCGCAUCGUCAGCCCGGUCCGGCCCGUUCCUGCUCCCCGCACCAAGCCAGGGGUGCGCGUCGUCAGCCCGGUCCGGCCCAUUCCUGCUCCCCGCACCAAGCCUGUGGUGCGCAUCGCCAGCCCGGUCCGGCCCAUUCCUGCUCCCCGCACCAAGCCAGGGGUGCGCGUCGUCAGCCCGGUCCGGCCCAUUCCUGCUCCCCGCACCAAGCCUGUGGUGCGCGUCGUCAGUCCGGCACAGCCCGUGCCCGUUUCACCGGUGCCUGGUCAGGUACCGGUCAGCUGCUCCACACCGGAGCCUAAGCAAUCCGCUCCACCGAUGUCCAGUCCAGCUCCAGCCAGCGGGGCCAGACCAGACCAGGGACACUACGGGGGGGUUAUUAGAGGGUGGUGGUCACGCCCGGAGCCGGAUCCGCCUCCUUUUAUUGUUUCUUUAAACAGCACAACAGUUUUCAGCUGUGCUAACAUAAUUGCAAAAGGGUUUUCUAAUGAUCAAUUAGCCUUUUAAAAUGAUAAACUUGGAUUAGCAAACACAACGUGCCAUAGGAACACAGGACUGAUGGUUGCUGAUAAUGGGCCUCUGUACGCCUAUGUAGAUAUUCCAAUAAAAAUCUGCCGUUUCCAGCUACAAUAGCCAUUUACAACAUUAACAAUGUCUACACUGUAUUUCUGAUCAAUUUGAUGUUAUUUUAAUGGACAAAAAAAUUGCUUUUCUUUCGAAAACAAGGACAUUUCUAAGUGACCCCAAACUUUUGAACGGUAGUGUAGAUCAUCAAGGACAUCAACCACCCGAGCCACUGCCUAUUCACCCCGCUAUCAUCCAAAAGGCGAGGUCAGUACAGGUGCAUCAAAGCUGGGACCAAGAAAAUUAAAAACAGCUUCUAUCUCAAGGCCAUCAGACUGUUAAAUAGCCAUCACUAGCACAUUAGAGGCUGCUGCUGCCUAUUGAAAUCACUGGCCACUUUAAGAAAGGGAACACUAGUCACUUUAAUAAUGUUUACAUAUCUUGCACUACACAUCUCAUAUGUAUAUACUGUAUUCUAUUCUAUAAUAUUCUACUGUAUCUUAGUCCAUGCCGCUCUGUCAUUGCUUGUCCAUAUAUGUAUAUAUUCUUAAAUUCCAUUCCUUACUAGAUUUGUGUGUAUUGGGUAUAUGUUGUGAAAUUGUUAGAUAUUACUUGUUAGAUAUUACUGCACUGUCGGAACUAGAAGCAGAAGCAUUUCGCUACACCCGCAAUAACAUCUGCUAAACACGUGUAUGUGACAAAUAAAAUGUGAUUUGAUUUAUAUAAAACACAGGAAAAUCACUGGAAACUACACACUGUGACAAGACAUUUCGCUGCGUAUUGAGUCAAACAAGCUUUAUUCUGCCAUGUUCAAAACAACUUGGAACUCGGUACUGGGAACUCUGAAAUCGACUUUCAACUUCAGUGCGUUCAGGACAACUGGGAACUCACAAAAAAACAGCUCUGACUGGGAUUUGUUUUUUUGAACGUACCUCCAACUCAGAAUUCCAUGUCAGAAACUCUGGAUUCUUUCUAGAGCUCUUUCUAGAGUUCUGACUUUCCGACCUGAAGAUCACUGACGUCAUUAUAUUACCUCGUUUUUUUUUAUAGUUCCCAGUUGUCUUGAAAGCACCAUUCCUGUGUGAGAUGAGUAUUCUUUUUUUACUUGUCCUGGAAUUUGGAAUUGGUAACCAUUUUGGAUUGAGUAGAGCAUUAGAUGCAUACUCAAAACACUCUCACAUACUCUGUGUCCUCUGACUCUGAACAUUAAGUAAAGCGGGAUGUUGCAGAGACGUUCUAAUAAUGUCAAAGGAAAUCCAUUUCCUCAGGUCAUUAUUCAACAUCCGUAUUGAGGCAAAGGAACAUUCUGGUAACCAACAAAAUAAAAAUGGAAAAUGUAGCUGUAAUAUGCAAUAUAUUGCCUAUAAUGCAGAAUACCGCCUAUAUCCAUAUAACCAAAGACACUUACUACGCGUUUCCAAUCCUCUUUGCUAUAACUGUAGUGAUUACAGUAGGUCUGUGGGUUUAACUGAGCAUUUGUUGUGUUGUCUGCAGCUGGACACGGCACUUUACAACCCGGUCCGUUGUGCCCCGCUGAGCUUCUCUGCAGCCAGUACAUCUCUACCGAAGGGCUAUCUCUGGGUAAGCACCGCAAACUCUAAAUAGAUUCCAGGCCUGAACUGAGCUGCGGAGAGGAGGAGGUUAGGUUAGGGAAGGGGUAGGAAGUGUAAUGAAGGUGGUCCAAUGAACUAUGUUGGUUCAUGUGAUGAGUAACCUAGGUCUUGGCUUUAGCUCUGUAGCUCAGAGGGCUGAUGCGGUCUAGUGUCACACAUAAGACCUGUGAUCAAUAGCUGGUCGGCCCCAUUAACAUCCUCUCUCUGUAAUGACCAGGUGGCCAGUGGAGGUGACCGCAACCAUGGUCCAGUGGAAAUCUUCUCUCUGAACCGCUCCACGCAGCACAUGGUCAAGCCCAUCCAGCUGGGGGCGCCAGUCCUGUUUCUGGACCACAUGAUGGAGCCCUGUCCCACCGAAGAGGAAGAGGAUGGGGACGCUGCUGCAAAGAACACAGCCAGCACUGGCAACACCAUCUGUGUAGGCCUGCAGGAUGGCAAGUGAGUCAUCAUGUACACUGUAGUACAAACAAACAUUGCUGAAUUUUUUAUCCUGCAACGUAUGGAUUUGUUUAUCCCCUAUUCUCCAUCAAGGAACCAACAAAUCAGAAAAAAAGUGCCAGACUUAACAUUAAGUAUUCAGUUCAUUGUGACAUGUAUUGUCCAUAGCAAUGGUAGUAGAAACCGGAACGUAGCAGCCCCACACACAAUUCAGGUUGAAUUCAGGUUGUCUCAUGUUAUUGUCAUUGUCAUAUACCUAACAUUUCUCAUUAACUCCAUUUCCCAGCAUCCGUGUGUACAGUAGCGUGGAAACUGCCACCCAGUGCCUUCUGACCUUCUCCCACCCAGACAGUUGUCCAGUUCUGUGCCUGAAACAAACUUUCCUGUUCACUGGGCUGAGGAACAGAAAAGUUGCCGUUUACGCUCGGAAGAGUGGAUGUGAAACUGCGAACCAACUGUAUAAUCAUACAGUCAUAUCCUGCAAUUUUCUCGUAUAAUCAAGGUAAUCUAUUACAAUAAUUAAAAUGAACAUGAUGGGCCUAUUGCAAUGAGCAUUGGCCAGCAUACUAACACAAGGUAAUCUCUCGUUAAACCAUAAAUACGCGCUAAACUCACCUGCACAGGUGAUCUCAAUUGCAACCAUCAUUGGCCACCGAUUUAACGAUCCCUAAAGCGGAUGUGACUGUGGGCAGUGGCCCCAUCCGCACCCUCCUAAUCCUGGAGAACACUGUGUGAGCCAGCUGUGCCAACUUCGUCACCGUCAUCCAGGGCUCCAGCCUCCACACCCAGGUGGGCAAAACACAUCCUUCUAUACACCCUCAUUUACACAGGGCUGAAUGAAAGAGGGAGAGAGGAAAAGAAGAGAGACCUGGAGCCCGGGGUCAGUGUGAGUCACAUGGUGCUGGCGGGGGGAGGGGUUUGGAUGGCCUUAUCCGAGGGCUCAUACAUCCAUCUGUUCCACACGGAGAUACUGAAGCACCUGCACGAGAUCAACAUCUCAACACGCUCCACCUUCCUCAGCCCAGGCAAGUACAGUGUAGAAGGUCACAGGUCACCGACUACUUUUUUCACUUACAUUUUUCAAGUCCACCCCCUAGACACUUGUGUAGGUCUAAAAUAAUUGGAUACAGGUAUGAGCAAUCUGGUAAUAGGUCCACAUUGCCCUAUGUAAGGCUAAGUGGAUUUUUACCCCUAUUGAUCAUGUGUAUUCAUCGAGGCUAAGGUUGGAUGUGGACGUGGGAAGCUGCAACGUUGACAUGAACAGAAGGAAGUGACAGAGAGGUGCUUGUGUCUCUCUUCCAGGUCAGCAGGGCAGCGUCUGGGUCACCAGUCUACUCAUCAGUCAGGGGCUGCUGUGGGUGGGCACCACCCAGGGUAUCAUCAUCACCCUGCCCAUGCCCAAACAGGAGGGCAUCCCCAAAAUAACAGGUCAGGCUUGGCAAAGACACAACCAACGUUUGCACAUUAAACCUGGCAUCUGGUGGCAUCAAGUUACUCCCGUUGCGUUGGUGUGACUGGCUGUAUUUUGAAUUAUAAUUUUCAAAUAAAACCAAUCAACCAACCAACCCACCAAUCAACCAAUCAGGCUGUGUUUUCUAACUGAGGCCUUGUGUGCUGUUUGUCCCACAGGUAAAGGGAUGACGUCUGUAAACACUCACUGUGGCCUUGUGGAUUUCCUCGUGGCCACCUCCAGCACCCUGUCCCCAGACAUGCUCUUCGACACUGCCGACCAGGCCAAUGGGGGAGCGGGAGGAGGAGAAGGAGAGGGUGGGGAGCUGAGGAUUGAAUCGUCCCAGGAGUCACUCUCGCAACCGGACUGCUCCUCCCCCCAGUGAGAGCCCACCAAGGCCAAAGGAGUGCUGCUCCAGUAUCGCCUCCAGCUGUCCGGCAAGCAGCUGACGGCCGAACCUGGUCAGAGCCCCUGUGACGCCCCACCAGAAACCCCGGAUCACAGCCCAGAGGACGGCUCCAUCUACGAGCUGAGCGAGGACCCUGACAUGUGGAUGCGGGGGCAGUCCCCAGCCAGUGAGGGGCACGGGAAAGGCAAGGUGACCUUGGCUGCAGUCUUUUGGGGGUUCCGUAGGCUUGGGGAGGGGACUACAGCAGCCAAUAGGGAGCCAGAUGAAAGUACGCUCAUGGUUUGGCAACUCCCAGGCUGAUUGGUCGGUGGCUCCUCUGGCUCCUCCCUCUCACCUGAUGUAUUGCGUGCUCUAGGAAAAAGAGACACUAUUAAGCAAUAUAUUUCAGGAUGGUAGACUAGACUGUUUCAGGAAGGGCUAUAUACUAUGGUACAUUCCUCUACUACCUUGGUGGUUGGAUCUCUGGAUGGAGUCUAGUGGUGUGCUGCUGCUUCAAACUGACAUGUUUCAGGCCCUGGGGCCACGUCGUAGUCCCAUCUGAGGGAACUCUAAACUCUUAACACGCACUCUUCCAACCAGAUGCUGCUUUAGUCUGGCAGAUCUAUACCAGGGGGUGUUGUCAAAUGUGAUUUGAGGAGGCUCACCCAAUAUGACUUUACAUAUCUUUUGCAUGUGCUUAAAAAAAGGAUAAUUGACAAGUGAUUGAAAAGUGACAGCUAUGAACAUAAGAUUGGAUUUGCUUGUUGUCACUCUAAUUUACUCAUAUUGCCAGUGUAUCAUGUGUUUUGCUAACACAGAACAUGACAGCUAGUGGUUUUUUAUAUGCAGGGUGUAUGGGGGCAUGUGUAUAAAUGACUUAUAAACCCUUUACAACCCCCUUAAUUACUGCAGUAGGCUAAAUCAGGGUCACACAUAGUGAUUCUUAACAAAUCUACUAUGAAAAAAAAGUAUACACCUCACACACAUGGUUAUGGGCUUAAAAAAGAAGACACCUCCUGCACCUUGUCAGAUAUAGAGUUGAAAUGUAUUACAUUUUGAAUUUGCAUCCCAUUAUUACACUUUAUAUACAUCGCAGAAGACUGAAAUAUAACAAAACUGUUUGACGUAGAAACAUCGGAUUUUCAAGUUAAAAAUAAAUAAAAUCUAUAUUAAUUAUGAAAAAUAUUAAUACAAUUCCACCCAUGAGGCCAAAGAGGGCGCUUUUGGUCAUUGACUGCAGGAAAGGGCGACAGGGUACCUUAAUGUAAAGUGUUACCUGUGAACUUAAUGUAAAGUAUAGGUACAGUACACCACUGAUAUGGAUCCCACUUUUGGGAAAAAGGGAAUUCUACAUAAACAAUUUCUCAUAAAUCAACUUGAUGAUCAAUAUACACUGUGUAAUAAUGUCCUGUUCUUUUAUUCUGUUUGAAUUUUUUUAAAUGUCCUGGUUUCCAUGUCAAUAAACACACUGUCAGUGUUUAUUGAAGGAACUUAUUUGAAGGUACUUAUUUGGACAGUGCGUUUUACAGUAUGUCACCUUGUUAUUGGAAUAAAUAUAUCAUGGUCUUCAAGCUCUUCAUUUUUGCUAAUUUGUGAUUUUUGCAAACUCAGUGAAUGAUUUUGGGGAGGCAGUUGAGGUAUAAGCUAAUAGACUGUUAUCUUGGACACAGAGGGGGACAUGGGGCUACAUGCUGGGGAGUUUUCUCAUCCUCUGUCCCUAUUUUAUACUGUAGCCUACGUUUUAUUUAAUUGCAUGCAAAUAAAUAAUCUAAACGAAUAAUGAGCUAUUUUGGCUAUAUUUCAUUGCACUAACAUGAGGCAACUGUCUGUCGCCUGAUAGGAUUUGGCGCGCCUAUCGGUGCUUGUGUGCGCGCGCGUAAGCGUGUGUUGAGAGAGCAGAGAGACUUCAUUCAAAUCUGUUGCUUUUUUUAAUCCUCUCACUAUUCAGGAGUUAAUAACGGGAAAUGGACAUAUUUUUCUCACUGCUCGCUUGACAGAAACAGAAAACAAGGUCUGCGUUCCGGUGCAGAAUGAAGCGUUCCGAAAGGGCUUCCGACCCGGUGCCACAGACACGGUGGAUGGCACAUUAUCGGCGAUUUGUCGACUAAAAGUAGAUGGAAUGUAAACUUGACCACACACACUAACAGGGAAGAUGAGUUGUGCUUUUUCUCAGUGUCUCGUCUUAUAUAUUUUGGAUUUAGCAGUUGGUAAGUCUCAGUUUUUUAUACUAUAAGGAGCAUUUUGUUCUUAUUAGCUAAAACGUUUUUAUUUUAUUUCUAAAGCUCAAUGCAGUAGACUAUUUCACAUAAAUAUAUAUACACACACAUACAUAUAUAGAUACACAUAUAUACACUGAACAAAAAUAUAAACGCAACAUGUAAAGUGUUGGUCCCAUGUUUCAUGAGCUGAAAUAAAAAAUCCCAGAAAUGUUUCCAUACACUCAAAAAAAGCUUAUUUCUCUCAAAUGUUGUGCCCAAAUUUGUUUACAUCCCUGUUAGUGAGCAUUUGUCCUUUGCCAAGAUAAUCCAUCCACCUGACAGGUGUGGCAUAUCAAGAAGCUGAUUAAACAGCAUGAUCAUUACACAGGUGCUGCUUAUGCUGGGGACAAUAAAAGGGCACUUUAAAAUGUGCAGUUUUGUCACACAAUACAAUGUCACAGAUGUCUCAAGUUUUGAGGGAGCUUGCAAUUGGCAUGCUGACUGCAGGAAUGUCCACCAGAGCUGUUUCCAGAUAAUGUAAUGUAAAUUUCUGUACCAUAAGCUGCCUCUAACGUCGUUUUAGAGAAUUUGGCAUUACGUUCAACCAGCCUCACAACCGCAGACCAUGUGUAACCACGCCAGCUCAGGACCUCCACAUCCAGCUUCUUCACCUGCGGGAUCUGAGGGGGGGGGGGGGGGGGGGGGGCGCCAAAGCCCGCCAAGGCCCACCCAUGGCUGCAACCUUGCCCACUCAUUUGAAAUCUUUGAAAUUGUUGAAUGUUGCUUUUAUAUUUUUGUUCAGUAUAUAUAUAUAUAUAUAUAUAUAUAUGCAAGCAAAGAACCGUUGCAGCCUAUAAUCAUUGGAAAAUUCAUUCUGCAGGGUUUAGAGCUAUAGCGUAUCACAGAAGUAUGUAUGUGCACUACCGGUCAAAAGUUUUAGAACACCUACUCAUUUAAGGCUUUUUCUUUAUUUUUACUAUUUUCUACAUUGUAGAAUAAUAGUGAAGACAUCAAAACUAUGAAAUAACACAUAUGGAAUCAUGUAGUAACCAAAAAGUGUUAAACAAAUCAAAAUAUAUUAUAUAUAUGAGAUUCUUCAAAUAGAAGAGUGUGCAAAGUGUAUAUAUGUAUAUAUUAUCUACAUACAUACUUCUGUGAUAGGCUAUAGCUCUAAACCCUGCAGAAUGAACUUUCCAAUGAUUAUAGGCUGCAGCGGUUCUUUGCUUGCAAGUUUGAAACUCAUUACACAGUAGCCUAGAUUGACUGCAAACAGUGUCAAGUCAUUGAUAGCCAUCUAAAAGGAUUAGUUGAAGAUCUUUGUCCGUGAGGAGAUUUGCUUCAGUGUCUGUACAUUGAGUGCUCAUAUUAAUGUUUGAUGUAAACAAAAGUUGCCUGAUGCCAGUGAGGCUAUGAUGUCACAAUCCUAGUUACUCAAUCCAGUUUUUUGAUUGAUUAUCUGAGGGAUAAAGGCUGUUUGUUUGGCUGACCCAUUUUACAGGUAAUCUGUACUCUAAAAUGAUUAAAUGCCACUGCCCCAAGGCCUAGGCCCUGACACAAUGCCAGCAACAAAAACACUGAGGAUAUGCAUUAUUUCAAGCAUCUAAUAUUAGUAACAUGAGUUUGAGUGUGUGUGUGUUUGUCUGUCUGGGUCUUUAGUCUUGCUUGCCAGACGAAUGGCACUCCACCUCCAGCGGCUCGUGAGAUCAACUUGGUCUGUGAGUGGGAGAGAGAAAGAGAGAGAUAGUCAUCUCCUUGCUGCCGUUCUGUCUGUGCUUUAUUCACCCCCCCCAUCCCAUUUGCCGUAGCUGAGUUAAUGCUCGUAGGGAUCAACUACAUUAUGCCUUGAGUGAGCCCAUUUUCAGAAGAAUCAAGAGUCACAACAGCGCCAGGCUCUAAUUCUCUGAUCACCGUAUAAUCAGAAAACAUUGGACUAGGUAUGGGUGUACUGUAUAGAAGCCCAAAAUGUCCUCUGUUAGAUACAGCAGAUGACAGCUGUCCGUCAUGGUGCCUGUUCAGAAUAUGGGACCCGAGGAGCUUGUUGGUCAACGUAGCGCAGCACUAACAUGAGAUGAAGUGAACCCUGGGUAUUUGCAGUGGAUCUUCAACAGACUACUGUACUUAAACCAUUCAUCAUUAAGUCUGUUGCAGGAGAAUGUCUAUUUCCUGGUGGUUAUAUACGGAGUCUGGGCUCUAGUUGGGUGACUAGGGACUAUGGCUGUCUUUUGUGCACUGCAGAAGACAAUGGUGAUGCAGUUAAGGCCUAACCUCACCAGCAGUAACUGAUGAGGAGGAUGUUGCUGACAGCCUCAAUAGCUAGGUUAGGUUUAAUAGUCACCAAACAGAAGAAACGGACUGAAACAGAGCCGGACUACUUUGUCCUAUAAGAAACCCUUGUUAUUCUAUAAUAUAUUGAACACAACCCUGAUUUGGAUUGUAGAUUCUUAGUGGAAUGUCCCCUUUAAGAAAUGUCAACUGACAUCAUAAAAACACCUGAGUCAAGUCUUUUUGCCUUCACCUACAGGACUCCCGCUUACAGAGUUGAGUGUCAGCUCUCUUUGCUCCAAAGAGCUGCUGUAUAUUUUUUAAUGUUUUUAAUGUACGUAUGUAGCACAAGCCCCUCCAGCUCUCUCCUCCCAUUCAUGUAGUAUCUGGAGCAGGACGCAGAGCGAUGUGCCGAAUGGCUGGGUCUGUAGAUGAAAAGCUGGGGGAUUAGCGGGAAAAACAUGGUGAAAAAUAAUCCACCAUGAUGUCAGGGUGUAGAGGCCAAGGUGGGAGGGAGGAGCUGGAAUGCUACACUUGCAUUAUUAUAUAACACUGUGGCUGCAUUUAUACAGGCAGUCCAAUUCUGAUAAUUUUUUCACUAAUUAGUCUUUUGACCAAUCAGAUCAGCUCUGAAAAAUAUCUGAUGUGAAAGGACCAAUUAGUGGGAGAAAUCAGAAUUGGGCUCCCUGUAUAAAAACAGCCUAUUUGGUCUUUUAACCAAUCACAUCAGAUCUUUUCACAUCAGAUCUUUUUCAGAGAUGAUCUGAUUGGUCAAAAGACCAAUUAGUGAAGAAAAGAUCAGAAUUGUGCUGCCUGUCUAAACGCAGCCUACAACACUCACAAUAUUUACUUAAUGUAAAGCUAGUUGAGAUUAUUUCUGCGCUUAUGAAAGUGCAAAUGAAAACAUAUCAUUACAGUGUAUUAAUUCUCAGAGAGAAUGAGGUCGCUACUAGGUUUCUGUGGCCUCAGAUGCCUGUGCAGGGUAGAGAUAGAGAUUAGUGCUUCUAAGCACUAUAUCCUCUCUUGACUUGUUUAGGAGACAGGUUGGCUUUUAAUUCACCAUUCUGACCUUUUUAACCUGACUGAGCCACAGCACUUAGCACACAAUAAGACCACGCCAAUGGGAGAAAUAGAGUACCAGCAACAUGCACUAGUGGUGCCACUGGUUCUAACAUGCGUCCUUUGUCCUGAUCUUGUCCACAUUCUGAUUGUGGCCACAUUUUUAGACAGGUGUAGACGAUUAAAAGACACAUUAUGAUCUGAUUGUGAUCAGAUCUUCCUGACCACCUCCGGAGGUAGUCAGGCACGCAUUGUGUCUGGAUAUCUUACAAGUGUAGACAGAUCUGGACAGUGAAACCAUUUAAAUCAUCAUUAUCAGGUGUCAACAUUGACUUAUGCCAAUAUGUCUUAAAAAUAUAUAUAUUUAGAAAGAAUAGCUGUGAAAUCAUUUGCAUACAGGGAGGGACCAUGGAAUCUGGUCACAAUGCGGACACAGUUAUUAGACAGUUAAGAGACACAUUUUAAUACCAUGUGAAGACACAUUUCUGAAAAUGUGUGCACAAUCAGCACCACAAUUAAUUAAUGAACAAGCCAAUAAUGAAUCAUUAAAGAAAAGGGGGAAAAAGUGUGCACAUUAUAUUGCUAUCCCAAGCUGUAAUUGCCUGCAUGAGACAAAAUAGAUGACGCUUUGGCCACAUAGCCUUGAUAAUGCACUAUUAAUAAUCCAUUACAGCUAGCCCGUAAGGUUUGAUUCCCAAUGCUCCAGAGAGAGGGAGGUAUGGUCAUUUGGGAAGUAUAGUAACAAUCUUUGAUGGCCAUUAGGAAUCAUAGAAUAGAAUAGAACAACUUUACAUCUAAUGCAUGCCUAUAGCAUGUUUUGCGCUGGUCUAUGCUAUGGGUUUCAUGGAAGGGAGUUGACUAUACAUUGUGGAGAGAGAUGUGUGUGGAAAUGUGUGUAACAGAUAUUUUACUUAUUUCUUUGAACCACAGGCUAUUUAACUGUCACUCUUGAGUCCCUCCCUCCCAUUGUCAUUGGAGACACAGUGACACUCAAGUGCAAUUUCAGGACAGAUGGCAACCUGCGAGAGAUUGUGUGGUUUCGGGUGAGUAGGGUUGCCUUGAUAUCCCUGUAUGAACCGUUUGGUUGUUUGCAACAGCACAUAUCUUGUGUUUACUUCUAUGAGAAGCUUUUGACUAGGCCGGCAUUGUUAUCUACUGUUUUCAAUUGACACUUCAAUUAAAACGCUGACACAUCCAUCAAAGCUUUGUUCAGAAGAGACAGAGCAUUAGGUACAGUACAUAACAAGCUAUCUGACUUCUGAAGAGCUACUAGGUUUGAUAAGGUUUUUUAAAUAAUAAUUAUAAUAAUUAUAUUAUUAUAAGCUCCUUGUGAAACUAACUAAACUGAUAAAAGGGGCAAAAGAAGAGGCUUCAAAGCUCUCUAGGCUUCAUGAAUUGGAAGAUAAUAACUGUUCAUUGAUAGUGUUUUGUGUAGAAAGCUUGUUUUAUAUGGACACAUGCCCAGGAUGUGUAAUGUGAUGUAUUCUUGAACUUUCUAGGUGACAGAGGGUGGCAGUGCCAAGCAGAAGAUCUUCACCUACGAUGCCAUGUACAACAGCAACUUCUCCCAUAUGGAGGACUUCCGCAGACGAGAAGACCUGGUCUACCAAUCAACUGUCCGGUAAGCUUGACCUGUAGUCUGCAGCCUCAAGAAAGAGAGCAUUGGUCAGUGUUUUCACUUGCAAGCUUAGGCUUAUCUUACCAAUUUUUUAUUUUCUUAGAAAUGCUUUGAGUACACGGAAAAGCUCUUUACAACUCAUAUCUUGUAUUAUCUUCACUAGUUUUGUAUUUGUGUUGCCAGGCUCCCUGAGGUACAGAUGGAAGAUGACGGGCCAUAUGAGUGCCAUGUGGGGAUCUACGACAAGGCCUCUAGAGACAGGGUGGUCUUAGCCUCAGGCACCAUCGUGCUCACUGUCAUGGGUAAAAUUUAAGAAAAUUAAUGUUAUAUAGAUAUGAUCAUGUGGUACUGGAUAGGAUUUUGUGAGUGGCAGGUUUUGUAGCCUUUGUCCAGCAUCCAUGAUUAUUUAGUGUUUUAACAGUUUUCAUUACCACAACUAUCAGCAUUUUUAUCACCUGCCUCCCCCUACUGUUGAGAUGUGGGAAAUGCACAGAAGACUACUUUCUGCCAUCAACUACAGACAUGAAAAACAUGUCUGUUUCAUGUUUUAGUUUAGUUUUUUAUGUAGCCCUUUGGAAAAUACUUGGGGAAAAAUAAUGAAAAUACUAGACAAACUUUUCCUAUAUGUGGAUGGUUUUCUCGUUUUAGUCCCAGGCUCUGCUCUUUUCCUCCCUAGUGCCUCCUAAGUCCAUCUCUGUAGCGGCAGCAGACUGCCCGGCCCCCUUCAGUCGCUACGAGGCCCAGAACUUCACUCUAGUCUGCAUCGUCAUGGGAGGAAAGCCAGCCCCUACGGUGAGUUUGCCCACAUGCUAGCUGAGGAACACUCAACUCCGUUCUCUAAUAUCGAGGCAGAGUUGAGUUUUGAUAACUGGUCAGGGGAUUUGCUAGCAACAGCAUUGAGUCACCAUCAGUAAAUUCUUGUAAAAAUGUCAAUUCUGAAAACGCUUACCUGUUCCUG
Messenger RNA from Coregonus sp. 'balchen', 17906 nucleotides. The record is from the annotation of a GenBank genome assembly. Lineage: Eukaryota; Metazoa; Chordata; Actinopteri; Salmoniformes; Salmonidae.